AUGCAUCGCAGCUCCGGCCUGGCUCCAUGGGACCACCCGGGACCCUCAGCUGCUGCGGGCAGCGCCAGCUCCGCGGUUCCCGUACCCGACCCGCUGCCGGCCUCCGCCCCAGGCGAAGUGUCGGCGCUGCUCCAGGCUAUCAAAGGUGAGCUCGCGCAGCUCCAGGCGUUAGACGUGCCGUGGGACGAGCUUCCCAACCCCGUGGCGGGCCCGGCUGGGGACAAAGUGUGGGUCCAUCGUGUCGCCAGGGAGAUGACGACCCUGGCCCCCGAGGCUGUGCAGCUCAAGGUAGCGCGCCUUGCGUCGCUGAGGUUGCGCCUCGCGGUGCUCCAGGCGCCCGCCCGUGCGCCCCCGCCGGCAGUGCCCGCGGGGGCGCCCGAGCAGCAGGCCAGCCUUACGACGGCCGCCGCGCAGCCUCUGGCCCCAGCAGCCUUGGCCAGACUGAUGGACGCGGUCGCCAUCCCUGGCGGGGCGGCCGCGUUGCCAGCCUGGGCGGUGCUGGCGCUGGAGGCCGCGGCGUUCUUCGCGCCGGGCUGGGGCCAGGGGCAGCCGAGCUGCCCAGACCUCUCGUGCCCCGCCUGCCCGGCGUGCCCCGAGGCGGCGGCGUGCGCGGCCUGCCCGGAGCCGGCGGCCUGCGCCGCCUGUCCGGCCUGCGAGCCGCCGCCGUGCGCGGCGUGCCCGGCGUGCGAGCCGCCGCCGUGCGCGGCUUGCCCGGCCUGCGAGGCUCGGGCGUGCCCAGAGCCGACGGCCGGCGAGAAGGCGGCGGAGAAGCUGGUGGGGGCGCUGCUGGGCGGCCUGGUGCACUGGCUGGUGGCGAAGGUCGUCGGCCGCCGGAAUGGCGGCGCUCGUGGCCGGGUGCUGUUGCACUACUUGGGGAACGGACAGUGGGUCAUCCUGACCCCGGACGGGGACAUCUACCCCGAGGACCUGAGCUGCAGCGUCCCGGAGAGCGGGCCCUCGCGGGCCUUCCCCUUGGCGCUGCGGACGCGCAAGAUGAGGAGGCUGUACCGGUUCCGGGAGCGGCUGGGGCCCGACGAGCUGGCCGACGCGCUGCAGCGUGGCCAGGAGAUGGCGCUCGAGUGGGGCGCCUCCCUGCCCGAGCCGAGGGAGGCCUUGGCCGCUGACGGCCAGCAGGCCCCGGGUGCGGGCCAGGCCUGGUUCGCCCUCAGCGGUGGGCCGGACAUCGCGAUCGGGGCGGAGGUCGACGUGGCGAGCGCGGACGGCGUGAGCUUCGAGGACGGGGCCGAGCCGUUCGGCGUUCUGAAGACCGCCGACGGCGGCAUGGUGCGGCUCGCCCGGCUGGACGUGGGGGCCGCCCCAUCGCGCGUGGCCGCGGAGGCGGCCGCCUGGCAGAGCCUGGAGGGGGGCCCGGCGCGGGCCCCGGACCCGGAGCGCCGUCGCGCGGGUGGUGCUGGCCCGCCCGUGGAGGAGGGGCUCGCCGAGCCCUUGGGCGGGGCCGCGACGCCCGAGCUGGCGCUGCCGGCCCCCGCGGAGCCGCCGGGCGAGGAGCGCUAUGCUGACGCUCGCGCGCUCUGGGUCGACUACGACGAGCAGGGGGGGCGGUUCAAGCGGUGGGGAGACGUCGUGGGCGAGUCGCGGCAGGGGCGCUACCCCGACGCGAAGGUGGACGGGCCGCCCGGGGCUCUCCACAUGUGCAAGCACAUGCAAAGGCACGGAGGCGACCCUCGGCUCUGGCUCGACCUCUUCAUCCGCAUGAAGGGGCUCGGCCAAGGCGAUCGCGUGGUGCACGAGCUGAGGGCCAUCGUGGAGGCCCUGUAUCAAGGCGGGGUCUACGACCAGCUGAACAUGGGCGGCCUGAUGAUGGUGGAGGUGCUGUCGCGCCGCGUGGCGGCGGUGGUGGACGCCUACGCGGACCCGUCCAAGCCGAGCUGGACGAACGCGCGCUUCUUCGAGGGCGUGAGCUCGGUGGAGGACGUCUCGGGCCCCGAGCUCAGGGGCUGCGUCCACCAGCGGGCGAAGGAGCAGCACGAGAUGGAGCAGGCGCAGAACCGGGCGCGGACGCUGCGCGGGGCGCCUCCUGAGACAGUCGAAGGAGCAGAAGGAGCUGGAGGAGCCCGCAGCUUCCUGCCGCUCCCGCUGCUGGGUGACACAGGCCGCCGAAUUCGCGGCAGAUCUAGCCGGGCCAGGCAGUUCGGGCGAGAGGCUCGUAUUGCGUGCGAGGUUAACGGGGUCUUCGACGCCAUCAACUGGAUGUAG
Molecule: messenger RNA, 2217 nt
Organism: Prorocentrum cordatum
Lineage: Eukaryota; Dinophyceae; Prorocentrales; Prorocentraceae
Source: the annotation of a GenBank genome assembly